Mucor mucedo is the source of this 201-nucleotide messenger RNA. RefSeq lists its product as uncharacterized. The record is from RefSeq and is a predicted model, not a curated record. The annotation marks the transcript as partial. The transcript is spliced from 2 exons. NCBI's taxonomy places the organism in Eukaryota, Fungi, Mucoromycota, Mucoromycetes, Mucorales, Mucoraceae.
UUAUUGGAAAGGGUGGACGAACGAUGUAAAAAUAUAACACAAGAAUUUGAUGACAAAAUCACGAAAUUAGAGACACAAUUUGCAAAAGCAGAAUUGGAGUUUAGCCAAACACGAUGUGAUAUUGAAGAAUUAAAUGCGAUGGAGAAAGAGUAUUUAAACCAGGGUAUUCAGACAGACUUAGUAGCAAAAGAUAUACAAGAU